AUGCUAAUUGAUCUGGAUCUUGCCAAAGAAGUUGAAAGUGAGCAAAGCAGUGCACACUAUCAGACUGACACAAAGAAGUUCAUGGCAAUUGAAGUGCUUCUUAAUGUUGACCAUACCUACCGGCAUGAUCUUGAGUCUUUCUUCUAUGUGCUUAUCUGGCAGUGUGCCCAUCGCAGCUGGGAAAAACUAGAUAAGUUACAGAGACAGAGAUAG
Paracoccidioides lutzii Pb01 is the source of this 213-nucleotide messenger RNA. RefSeq lists its product as hypothetical. Bases 1 to 213 code for a protein of 70 amino acids. The transcript has a single exon. The record is from RefSeq and is a predicted model, not a curated record.